Carcharodon carcharias (great white shark) is the source of this 1157-nucleotide messenger RNA. RefSeq names its product eukaryotic translation initiation factor 6 (gene eif6). Gene Ontology annotation, molecular function: ribosomal large subunit binding. The record is from RefSeq and is a predicted model, not a curated record. Gene Ontology annotation, biological process: maturation of LSU-rRNA; maturation of 5.8S rRNA; assembly of large subunit precursor of preribosome. Gene Ontology annotation, cellular component: cytosol; preribosome, large subunit precursor; nucleolus. The coding region runs from base 113 to 850 and encodes 245 amino acids. Lineage: Eukaryota; Metazoa; Chordata; Chondrichthyes; Lamniformes; Lamnidae. The transcript has 6 exons.
CUGUGAGGAGGCGGAAGUGGAAGUGACGCCACUUGCGGAAGCGGAGUUGCCGGGGAGCACGUUGCCCAGAGACCAGAGAGCGACCCCUGACCCCCCCAACCCCGGCUCGGCCAUGGCUGUCCGCGCCUCCUUCGAGAACAACAAUGAGAUCGGCUGUUUCGCUAAACUCACCAACACGUACUGCCUGGUGGCCAUCGGCGGCUCCGAGAACUUCUAUGGUGUCUUUGAAGGGGAGUUAUCGGAGACUAUUCCCGUGGUCCACGCUUCCAUUGCAGGAUGCAGAAUCAUUGGAAGAAUGUGUGUUGGUAACCGACAUGGCUUAAUGGUCCCUAAUAAUACGACAGAUCAGGAGUUGCAGCAUAUCCGCAAUUGCCUUCCAGACUCCGUGGCUAUCCAGAGAGUCGAGGAACGUCUUUCUGCACUCGGAAAUGUAAUCGCCUGCAAUGACUAUGUGGCCCUGGUGCACCCAGACCUCGACAGAGAGACAGAGGAGAUCUUGGCUGAUGUGCUGAAGGUGGAGGUUUUCCGACAGACUGUUGCAGAGCAGGUUCUAGUGGGCAGUUACUGUGCCUUCAGUAACCAAGGAGGCUUGGUCCAUCCAAAGACAUCCAUUGAAGACCAGGAUGAGCUCUCAUCUCUACUUCAGGUUCCUCUGGUGGCUGGCACGGUGAAUCGUGGUAGUGAGGUGAUUGCCGGCGGGAUGGUGGUGAAUGAUUGGUGUGCUUUCUGUGGGCUUGACACCACCAGCACAGAGUUGUCGGUUAUUGAGAGUGUUUUUAGAUUAAAUGAGGCUCAGCCCAGUGCAAUUGCAACGAGUAUGAGAGACUCACUCAUUGAAAGUUUAACAUAAAGAUUCAGGCGUGGACUGCGUUCUUUUGGAGAAUAUCUUGCUCUUCUAUAUCUACAGAACAGACGAGAGAGAGAGAGAGUCCACAUUCUGCUCAGAACUGAUGGACAAUUCUUACUGUAAUGCACCCAUGUUACUCAUAAUCAAUUUCCAAUCACCCCACAUCCCCAACCCCAGAAUCUUCAUUGUACAAAAUUAAAUAAUCCAGGAGAAAAGUCUGAAUGUGAAAGAAACUCCACGAGGAAAUUGUCUCAAUGUGUUAAUUAAACAAAUCAGACUCCUAAUCAAUAAAUAAAUCCUUGCUUUUUAA